This is a messenger RNA of Drosophila sulfurigaster albostrigata, 1464 nucleotides long. RefSeq names its product seipin (gene Seipin). The transcript is spliced from 4 exons. The record is from RefSeq and is a predicted model, not a curated record. Gene Ontology annotation, biological process: lipid droplet organization; lipid storage. The coding region runs from base 103 to 1224 and encodes 373 amino acids. Lineage: Eukaryota; Metazoa; Arthropoda; Insecta; Diptera; Drosophilidae. Gene Ontology annotation, cellular component: endoplasmic reticulum membrane.
UUGAAAGACGUGCAAUUGGUGAGUUGAUACUCGAUUCAUACGAUCGUCGAUCGACGUCGCGACGAUAGACGGUGCAACAACAGCUAUAGCGACAUCAACAAGAUGAACUUCCUGCUGCGUUUCAUAAUAUUCUGCUGCGAUCCGCUGGGCCUGGGUCGUCGCUUCUUUGUGCGACCCGCGGUCAAUCUUACGCUCAAUGUGUACGAUCGCCUUCGCAGCAAAGCCGAUGAAAAGGUGGACACCUUAAGGGAGCUGGUGUUGCGCCUGGGACUGAUCGCAUUUGCUGUGGUGCUAAUUAUUUGGCUGGCUGUAUUCAUAUAUGCCGCCUUCUACUAUGUCUACAUGCCACCAAUAUCGCAUACGCGACCCGUUCACAUGCAGUUCAAAACAUGCCUUGAGACAAGUACACCGUGUACCUUUCCACACGCUCAUGUCUCGCUGACGAAGAAGCAACAACUUCUGAUGGUGGGCCAGGCGUACAAGGUGAUUGUCAACAUCGAUAUGCCGGAGUCACCGCAAAAUUUGGAGCUGGGCAUGUUUAUGGUGUGCGCUGAGAUGCGUGACUACGAUUCAAUGUUGCGCGGACAUUCGUGUCGCUCCGCAAUGAUGCGAUACCGUUCGCCAUUGGUACGCCUGUUUUCCACGUGGGCGCUGAGUCCGCUCUAUGUGCUUGGUUGGAAGGAGGAGUUCCAGAAGGUGCCCGUCGAGAUAUUCUCACGGUAUUUGGAGGAACGCCAGCAUCCCAUUACCGACGUCUAUGUCGAGAUACAAUCACAAAAGAUACAGUUCUACACGGUGACAUUGCACAUCGAGGCGGAUUUCACUGGACUGCGCUACAUCAUGUUCAAUUGGCCGGUGCUCUCGGCCAUUGUGGCCAUUAGCACCAAUCUAUUCUUUAUAUUGGUCGUUUUUCUGCUCAGCUGGUACCACUGGUCCGAUGCCACCUGGCUCCGUAACAUGCAGAUCCGAUACGCCCGCUUCACCAAUCAGCUGCAGAGCCAAGCCAGCCGGGUGAUUGUCGACAGCACGAGCAGUUUGCGCGAUGAGGAUGAGUCCAGUUACCACGACUCAUCGAUGGACAAAUUCGACAUUUCCGAUGUUGGCGAAAGCAGCAGCACCGAUGAUCUCUUGUUGCUGGAAAAGUCCAUCAAUAAGGCACAUCAGGAGAAAACAUCGGAUGUCCAAUCGCUGCGUCAGCGAAAAGUGAAAGAUCAAGCGUCGUAACAUACUCACACAUACACUCUCUCUCAGCUUGGAGAUAACACACCCACACCCACAAAUAUACACUAUCGCCACCGAUAGGCUCUUGUGCCAAAGACUAAUAGGUUUAGGAUUAAUGUAGUUCUUUGCUGCCUCAUGCGGCGGGAUCAGCAUGUACAGCAUUUCUAUAAAGUAUUUGCUUCAGUUUGGCAAUUUAUUCAAUAAAUAUGAAAGGUACUUAAUCUUGAAUGAUCACCGCAAUAA